Messenger RNA from Pongo pygmaeus (Bornean orangutan), 2540 nucleotides. RefSeq names its product C-type lectin domain containing 7A (gene CLEC7A). Gene Ontology annotation, biological process: phagocytosis, recognition; positive regulation of cytokine production involved in immune response; cellular response to molecule of fungal origin. The transcript has 6 exons. Gene Ontology annotation, cellular component: cell surface. Gene Ontology annotation, molecular function: (1->3)-beta-D-glucan binding; pattern recognition receptor activity. Bases 118 to 861 code for a protein of 247 amino acids. NCBI's taxonomy places the organism in Eukaryota, Metazoa, Chordata, Mammalia, Primates, Hominidae. The record is from RefSeq and is a predicted model, not a curated record.
AGUACCUAGCCCACAUGAUUUGACUCAGAGAUUCUCUUUCGUCCACAGACAGUCAUCUCAGGAGCAGAAAGAAAAGAGCUCCCAAAUGCUAUAUCUAUUCAGGUGCUCUCAAGAACAAUGGAAUAUCAUCCUGAUUUAGAAAAUUUGGAUGAAGAUGGAUAUACUCAAUUACAUUUCGACUCUCGAAGCAAUACCAGGAUGGCUGUUGUUUCAGAGAAAGGAUCGUGUGCUGCAUCUCCUCCUUGGCGCCUCAUUGCUGUGAUUUUGGGAAUCCUAUGCUUGGUAAUACUGGUGAUAGCUGUGGUCCUGGGUACCAUGGCUAUUUGGAGAUCCAAUUCAGGAAGCAACACAUUGGAGAAUGGCUACUUUCCAUCAAGAAAUAAAGAGAUCCACAGUCAACCCACACAAUCAUCUUUAGAAGAGAGUGUGACUCCUACCAAAGCUGUCAAAACCACAGGGGUUCUUUCCAGCCCUUGUCCUCCUAAUUGGAUUAUAUACGAGAAGAGCUGUUAUCUAUUCAGCAUGUCACUAAAUUCCUGGGAUGGAAGUAAAAGACAAUGCUCGCAACUGGGCUCUAAUCUCCUAAAGAUAGACAGCUCAAAUGAAUUGGGAUUUAUAGUAAAACAAGUGUCUUCCCAACCUGAUAAUUCAUUUUGGAUAGGCCUUUCUCGGCCCCAGACUGAGGUACCAUGGCUCUGGGAGGAUGGAUCAACAUUCUCUUCUAACUUAUUUCAGAUCAGAACCACAGCUACCCAAGAAAACCCAUCUCCAAAUUGUGUAUGGAUUCACGUGUCAGUCAUUUAUGACCAACUGUGUAGUGUGCCCUCAUAUAGUAUUUGUGAGAAGAAGUUUUCAAUGUAAGGGGAAGGGUGGAGGAGGAGAGAUAAAUAUGUGAGGUAGUAAGGAGGACAGAAAACAGAACAGAAAAGAGUAACAGCCAAGGUCAAAAUAAAUGCAGAAAAUGUUUAGAGAGCUUGGCAAACUGUAAUGUUAACCAAGAAAUUGAAGGGAGAGGUUGUGAUUUCUGUAUUUGUCGACCUACAGGUAGGCUAGUAUUAUUUUUCUAGUUAGUAGAUCCCUAGACAUGGAAUCAGGGCAGCCAAGCUUGAAUUUUUAUUUUUUAUUUUUUUGUUUUUUUUGAGAUAGGGUCUCACUUUGUCACCCAGGCUGGAGUGCAGUGGCACAAUCUUGGCUCACUGCAGCUAUCUCUCGCCUCAGCCCCCAAAGUAGCUGGGACUACAGGUGCAUGCCACCAUGCCAGGCUAAUUUUUGGUGUUUUUUGUAGAGACUGGGUUUUGCCAUGUUGACCAAGCUGGUCUCUAACUCCUGAGCUCAAGUGAUCUGCCCGCCUUGGCCUCCCAAAGUGCUGGGAUUACAGAUGUGAGCCACCACACCUGGCCCCAAGCUUGAAUUUUCAUUCUGCCAUUGACGUGUCAUUUACCUUGGGUAAGCCAUGAGCGAAUCUUAAUUUCUGCCUCUAUCAGAGUUGUUUCAUGCUCAACAAUGCCAUUGAAGUGCAUGGUGUGUUGCCACGAUUUGACCCUCAACUUCUAGCAGUAUAUCAGUUAUGAACUGAGGGUGAAAUAUAUUUCUAAAUAGCUAAAUGAAGAAAUGGGAAAAAAUCUUCACCACAGUCAGAGCAAUUUUAUUAUUUUCAUCAAUAUGAUCAUAAUUAUGAAUAUCGUCUUUAAAAAGCAGGAACUCCUACUUUUUCUUUAUCAAUUAAAUAGUUCAGAGAGUACGUCUGCCAUAUCUCUAAUAGAAUCUUUUUUUUUUUUUUUGAGACGGAGUUUCGCUCUUGUUGCCCAGGCUGGAGUGCAAUGGCACGAUCUUGGCUCACCGCAACCUCUGCCCCCUGGGUUCAAGUGAUUCUCCUGCCUCAGCCUCCCAAGUAGCUGGGAUUACAGUCAUGCACCACCACACCCGGCUAAUUUUGUAUUUUUUUAGUAGAGACAGGGUUUCUCCAUGUCAGUCAGGGUAGUCCCGAACUCCUGACCUCAGGUGAUCUGCCUGCCUUGGCCUCCCAAGUGCUGGGAUUACAGGCGUGAGCCACCGCGCCCGGCCUAGAAUCUUGUAUAAUAUGUAAUUGUAGGGAAACUGCUCUCAUAGGAAAGUUUUCUGCUUUUUAAAUUACAAAAAUACAUAAAAAUAUAUAAAAUCUAAUGAUGAAUAUAAAAAACUAACCAAUCUCAUUGGAACAAGUAUUAACAUUUUGGAAUAUGAAACAUGUUUUAUUAGUUUUGUGAUGUACUGUUUUACAAUUUUUACCAUUUUUUCAGUAAUUACUGUAAAAUGGUAUUAUUGGAAUGAAACUAUAUUUCCUCAUGUGCUGAUUUGUCUUAUUUUUUUCAUACUUUCCCACUGGUGCUAUUUUUAUUUCCAAUGAAUAUUUCUGUAUUACUAGGGAGGCAUUUACAGUCCUCUAAUGUUGAUUAAUAUGUGAAAAGAAAUUGUACCAAUUUUACUAAAUUAUUCAGUUUAAAAUGGAUGAUUUUGUUAUGUGGAUUUCAUUUCAAUAAAAAAAAACUCUUAUCAAAAAA